Phlebotomus argentipes is the source of this 1437-nucleotide messenger RNA. RefSeq lists its product as uncharacterized. The record is from RefSeq and is a predicted model, not a curated record. Gene Ontology annotation, biological process: SCF-dependent proteasomal ubiquitin-dependent protein catabolic process. The coding region runs from base 116 to 1420 and encodes 434 amino acids. Gene Ontology annotation, cellular component: SCF ubiquitin ligase complex. Lineage: Eukaryota; Metazoa; Arthropoda; Insecta; Diptera; Psychodidae. The transcript has a single exon. Gene Ontology annotation, molecular function: protein binding.
AUCUGACAUGUGCCAUUCAGUUUGACAUCAAGAAGUCACAGAAAGCAUCAGUGAAAAAACUUGUGGGAAAUUCAUCAAGCCUAGCGUAUAAUAACGAUAAGAACGAAGAAAAUCAAUGGAUUCCAAGCAGAACUCAAUUUUAGCAUUGGAUGAUGAUUGUCUCUUCACCGUCUUCACUUAUCUCAACAUCUUGGACUUGAUGGAGACGGAAAAAGUGUGUCAGAGAUUCAAGAGUAUUGCUGAGAUGGUCUAUAAAACCAAGCACAAGUUGGAUUAUGAAGUACUCUUGGAAGAAAAGUUAAAGAAGGCAGAGAGGACAAAGCAGAUCGAGGAUAAUUUUACAUUGGAAGAUGUGGAGAAUAUUUCGCAGAGACUUGGACCCUAUGUUCACACCUUGAAUGCCUGCUCUCUGUAUUUCCUCGACUCCUAUUGUACGCUUCACGACAUCCUAAAAGACUUCAGCAACUUGAGGCAUUUGAAUCUCACUAAAUUCAAGCUCAAUCAAAGGGACUUUCAACUCUUCAACAGGAUUUUCGUAAACCUCAGAGUGAUUCAACUUGAGGAUUGUGAUGUGACGGAUGAUAUUGAAGUGUGUCUUCGAGAGGCAAAGCAUCUAGAGAGUCUAGACCUGUCCUGUAACACUAAAAUCACCGGAAAGUGUUUGACGGUGUUGCGGAACAUUAAGCAGAUCAACUUAGAUUUUUGCUCAAAGCUCGAAUUAUCACAUUUCACAGAAUUCUGUGAGCUUAAUCAGGGACUUCAAGGCAUUAAGAUUGAUAGUUUCUUUCUCACAAAUGAUUUCUUCAGUGUGAUUGCAACGCAUCUGCAGAAUCUCGAGAGGGUUAGGAUCGUGGAUUUAAACACCAACCAAAACAUUGACCUCGCCAUUCUGGGAGAUUUGCCAGGCUUAAAAGUUCUGGAAUUCCUGAACUUCCAAGAGUUCAACAUGGAUUCCUGCCUGCUAAAGCUAGCUGUCUGGAAUACACUGGAACAUCUCUCAAUCUGUUCAUCUCACUUCACGCAAAGACUUUUGCGUGCACUAUGUUCCUUCACAAAGUUGAAAGUACUGAAGAUCAAAUGGAACCAAGAGAUAAAUGAUGCAAAUCUGAUUCAGAUGUCUUUGUCUGAAAAUUUCCAGAGUCUCCAAGAGUUUGAAAUUUACUAUUGCCAUCAGAUAACCGAUAACGGCAUUGUUGAGUUUAUCAGGAAUUGCCGAGAGCUGACACAAGUCGAGCUAGAUCUGGAAUAUAACAUGAUAUGCAAUGUUAUCAAGCGGAUAUUGCCAUUCCUCAAUGAAAGAAAAUCAAUAUUGACCAUUAUAGUAUCAAAACGUCUGUUAAAAAAGAUUCCUCUGCAUAUGCGGGAUCAAAUGUGCAACCCAAAAAUAAAGGUGAUUGAUUCGUGUGGUCAAUCCUUUUAGAGAGAAACGCGGGCUGA